Molecule: messenger RNA, 429 nt
Organism: Paramuricea clavata
Lineage: Eukaryota; Metazoa; Cnidaria; Anthozoa; Malacalcyonacea; Plexauridae
Source: the annotation of a GenBank genome assembly
AGAUGGAGAGAACUCGGUCUUGAAGCUGAAAAAAGAUCUCUUACGCUCACGAAAUUAUGUACAACGCGAUGGAGUUCGCGAAUUGAUGCUGUACGGGCUGUUCGUGACAGGUAUCCACAUAUCAUGAGAGUAUUAACACGGUUGUCUUUAACAUCUACUAAUAAAGCAGAAAGAGAAGAUGCAAAACAAUUGAAAAACAAAAUAGAUAAACUCGAAUUUGUUAUAUUUAUCGUUAUGUGGGAGCGAGUUUUGCGAGCAAUCAACAGCGCUUCAAAAGAGUUGCAGUCGCAAAAGAUUGAUCUGUCAGUUGCAUCAAGGCUUUUAAACUGUGCACUGUGCAUUGUCGGAACUCGUGAUCUUAAGAAGUUCUUGGAACUCAGUUCUUUUAACUGCGACAGCCCAGGUCUGGAGUUUAUCUGUAACGUUUGA